Molecule: messenger RNA, 653 nt
Organism: Hibiscus syriacus
Lineage: Eukaryota; Viridiplantae; Streptophyta; Magnoliopsida; Malvales; Malvaceae
Product: FCS-Like Zinc finger 3-like
Exons: 2
Coding region: 129-620 (163 amino acids)
Source: RefSeq, a predicted model, not a curated record
UCCUUCCCCGCCGUUAUUUUUAAUCACCGAAGAGCAAACCCUUUUUCCCUAUAAAAAUCCACCCCUGAUUUCUUCACCAACUCAUCUUCAUUCUCUCUCUCUCUCUCUCUCUCGAUCCUUCAAAAAAAAUGGAAUCUUUUGUUCUUCCGGGGAACAGUCGUUCGGUUGAACGUGACACUGGAGUGGAUUCACUUGCAGACAUCGAAGCCGGCCAUAGCCGAAACCAUAAACAGCAAACCGGGUUUUUCUCUAGAUUUCUUUGUUACUCGAGGAACAGCGGCGACAACAAUGGCGGUUCCAUGAAUCCAUCUCCUUCGAGGCCCUGCAUUAGAUUCUACGAGAACAGAUUCGAAGAACGCCAACCCCAUUUCUUGGAUGCUUGUUUCCUUUGCCGGAAGCCUCUCGGGAACAAUCAAGACAUCUUCAUGUACAGAGGGGACACACCGUUCUGCAGCGAAGAAUGCAGGUACAAUCAGAUAGUGAAGGAUGAAGUUAAUGCAAAGAGAUUCCAGCUUUCUGCAACGCUGAAAGCUUUGAGAAACAAGGAACAAACCAAAACAGCAUCUGCAGCUACUACCGAUGGGUACCAUCUGCACACAGGCACAGUUGCAGCUGCCUGAAACUAAUCAGCUUAUAAUCAAUUUUGAUUAAGU